UGCCCAGCGACUUUCCCCUCUUUGAUGUCGGUGCCGGACCUGCGCGUUUGAGGAAGCACACAACUUCACAACUUGUUUUAGAAAAAAUAAAUAAAUAAAGGUCACGGUUCGCCACAUUCUUUUGGUACGUGGACUCGAGUAAGAAAACAGUUUAGCGCAGCAUGGACGAUUUAGACGCAUUGCUGGCAGACCUGGAGUCAUCCACUGCUAACAUCUCAAAGUGUCCAGUGUUUCUCCCAGAUGAGACGCCCUACUCUUUUCCCAGUAGUGGAAGCCGGCACCAGGAUGACACUUCCCCUCCUCCUGUGCCCCCUCCUCCAUCUUCAGAGGCUUUGAAUGGGACUAUCCAAAAACAGGCUGACUCCCACCACUCCUCACAACAGUCUCUUGGCUCAGCACAAAAAAGUACAUUGUCUCAAGACUGCAGUAGUCCCCCACUACCUCAUACAGAAGAGGACCACGUCUACAGUUUCCCCAACAAACAGAAAACACCAUCAGACUCUUCUGCAGCAGCCAUGAGCUCUGCACUGGGCAGCAACUUGUCUGAGCUAGACCGUCUGUUACUGGAACUCAAUGCUGUUCAGCAGAACACUCCAUCCUGCACCAGCACAGAAGAUGCAGCUCCCCCAGUUCCUCCGUCCAGUUCUGCACACUAUAUCCAGGAAAAUGGAGCCUACUCAGGUAUUACCCCUGCUGUGACAGACAAAGCUCUUAGAAAUGGAAAUAAAGGGCCGGAAGAAGGGCGCCCCACUGUGGAGAGCCUACUGAAUGAACUGGAGAGCUCUAUACCUGCCCCAAUGCCUACUCCAUCUGGACUUCAAACAGAGGGGCACUUGGAUGUACCCUCUGAGCAACAGGGUCGAAUGUCAGCCACCUCUGCCACACGAGAGCUGGAUGAACUCAUGGCCUGCUUAUCUGAUUUCAAGGUGCAAAGCAAUCCAAGCUCUUUGGGCUCCCUAAACUCUGAGCCACUAUUUGAUCAGUCCAACAGCUGCUCUGCCAUUGCUGAAAUUCAUUCUCCUUCUGCCAUCGCAGACCCUACUAUAGGUUCCCCAGCACCAAGCCUUCCUUCUAAACCAAACUGCUAUUUUCCACUGCCCUCCCCUCCAGUCCCUGUAGAGUUACAUAUAGUGGAAGAUUCUAAUGAAACUGUUCUGCAGUCCAGUGGCCAAAAAUCUGCCCUUUCAGCCCUCCACUCUACCACUUCAACCCUUUCCAGUUCUCCAUUCUCUACUUCAAAUCCAUCUCCAGACCCAGGUAUCAGUGAUUCUGUCUCCAUGCUGAGCACUGAACUGGAGAAGCAUGUGGUUUUGUCCCAGAAAAUCAAUACUACUACUACUACUACCACCACUACCACAAAAGUGUCUACCACCAGCCCUGGCAAUCAACAGCAUAUACCUGCCAAUCCUGAGAGUCUGUUUUCCAGCAGUGAGACUAAAUCAACUCUAGUGUUUCCUGUGCCUAUUGCUAAAUCUGAAAGCACAGUGAGUCAACCUGAAAAUCUGAAGACCUCACAAAAAGAUAAUUUUUUAUCUAAUGUCUGUCUUGUGACCAGUCCAGAGCCUAAAACUGCUGCUGCAUCUCCCAUCUUUACAUUUUUAUCUGAAUCACCCAUCAUACAUUCCCUAUCAUCUACAAAACCUACUUCUCCCACACCUCCUGUCUCUUUUCUAUCAGUGCCCAAGACCUUAAGUGUUUCAGUAGUUCUGCCUGAGUCAGUUACUGUUACCACAAGACCACGUCCCCCUAUGAAGCCUGAGGCUCCAGCUCUGGAGCCUUCUCUUGAUGUUGCUUUGGAUAAUCUCCUCACAAUGAACUUCAGCAAGCCUGAGGCAGAGUCACAAAAUGUGGCUACAUCAGUUUGUAAGAUGAAUUCAGCAGAACACACAGAAGUGUUUGAGAGGCCAUAUGCUUCAGUGGACUGUAGGGUGGUUCAGCCAGACAUGCACACAGAGAGUGAGGAAGGUGAUGGCCUUCUCGAGGACCAGUCUGAGUGCCGGAGUGAACUUCUGGACUGGGCUGAUAUGGAGCUAAAGCUAUCAUAUGACAGAGCUGAUGGUUCCAUGACUCCCAUGACUGAGACUAGCUGGAUGGACGACUCCCUUACCCCUUCCUCCUGCCCUGGAACCCCAGAUGCCCAGAUGGACCUGCCCACAUUACAUCCUUUCAACACCAUGGAUAGGAUUUCAGCAUCUGGACAUAUCAAGUCUGUGAUCAGACGUACCAAGGAGACACCCAACGUCCAUCCCAUGUACCGGGAUGGCAUUAUUCGCAGGAAGAUGGGCCCAGUAAUUUUCCACAAAAGCAACUCUCAAGAUCGUCUUAUAGAAGAGCUUCAAGGCAAACUGGGAAUUGCUCGCAAGGAACGCCCCAAGAAACAACCAGAUGAUUGGCUGACGGAAGGGGUCAUUGUCAUGUCGAAUCCUAAACGCUUGCGAGACAACAACACCAGGGAGGUGGAUAAGAUUAUUAUUCCCCCUGAGUCUCCUAUUCCACAGAGAAAGGUGAUACCAGCUCCCCAGGCCAGCUCCCCAGCCCCCCGCCUCCCACCCCCAACCAUGGAACCAAAGCCCCGGCCUACAGUAAUAGCUGUACCAGUUCCACCUCCCCCUCUUCCCAACCAGUCUCCACCUAUUCCUCCCCCCUCUCAAAUUCCUAGGGAACCCACACCUCCACCCCAACUCCCUGUAGAAUGCAAACCUCUUCCAGUCCCAAUGAACCCUCCUACUCUUGGCCCAGUAGCACCUCCUUCACUCCUGGCAAAGCCUGCUGCAACACCACCUCAAACUCAGUCACUCCCACCUGCCUCUGUUGUCCAUCCCAAAAUGCUGGUGUCUGUGGGCUGUCAGACGGAGUAUGAUCUCUUCUUCCCUCCAAUGCAGAUCAUGGCUCAGGGAAAGGGUCCAAACACACAAGUCAAUAAACUAGACAACAUGCUGGGUAGCCUGCAGUCUGACUUACAUAAACUGGGUGUAAAGACUGUGGCCAAAGGAGUGUGUGGAGCAUGCUGUAAACCUAUUGUUGGCCAGGUAGUAACUGCCAUGGGCCGCACAUGGCACCCAGAGCAUUUUGUGUGCUCUCACUGCCAGGAAGAGAUUGGUUCUAGAAACUUCUUUGAGCGUGAUGGACAGCCAUAUUGUGAGAGGGACUACCAUCACCUCUUCUCUCCUCGCUGCUACUACUGCAAUGGUCCCAUUCUGGAUAAAGUAGUGACUGCUCUAGAUAGGACAUGGCAUCCAGAACACUUUUUCUGCGCUCAGUGUGGGGCCUUCUUCGGGCCUGAGGGUUUUCAUGAGAAAGAUGGGAAAGCAUACUGCCGUAAAGAUUACUUUGACCUAUUUGCCCCCAAGUGUGGUGGCUGUGCCCGUGCCAUCCUGGAAAAUUACAUAUCUGCCCUGAACAGCCUCUGGCACCCUGAGUGCUUUGUUUGUAGGGAGUGUUUUACCCCUUUUGUGAAUGGCAGUUUCUUUGAGCAUGAUGGGCAGCCAUACUGUGAGGUUCACUACCAUGAACGGCGUGGCUCUCUUUGCUCUGGCUGCCAGAAGCCCAUAACAGGCCGGUGCAUCACAGCCAUGGGAAAGAAAUUCCACCCUGAGCAUUUUGUCUGUGCCUUCUGCCUCAAGCAGCUCAACAAGGGCACCUUCAAGGAGCAGAACGACAAACCAUACUGCCAUGCUUGCUUCAUCAAACUCUUCAGUUAGACCGAAUCGACAUAGUGUGUGCUUUCCUUUCUGAGUGUGUCGGAUAUGCAGAAAAAAAUCUGAGGUGCAAAAGCCUUACAUAAUAGGUAAAGAAAGAGUUAAAAUGAUACAGAGGUUUGAAUUUGUUUUUUGGGAAUUGUGUGCACAUAUCUGCUCACUGGUUGAGUGUGAAAGAAUUAGUUUUAGGAAUGUUGCUUUGGAUCCAGUUUCAAUCAGUUGACCUGUGAAAUUCUUUUCACUAUGAAAUAAUGCUUUGUGGUGCCACAGUGGCAAAAUGUGAUCACUGUUUGUAAUAGCUGGAUGUGGGGUCAACAGGUGGGGUCAGCAACGUAUUUAGCAUUUGCAAGAAACAAUUUAUAUUACUGAGCUCAGUGCCUUGUUUUCUAUCAGAAAUUAUAAUACAUGAAUUAUACCAAAAAUAAUAUUUUAGCACCUCAUAUGCACAUUUCUUCAGAGACUAUGAUGAUCUUGGCAUGCCAACAAUUACCAGCCCAUAGCAAGUCAGCCAUGAUCACUUACAUUUAUAUUGAAUAUGAGUUGUGUGGUGAUGAGUAUUGUGGAUUUCAUAGUCACUCACCCCUGUAGAAAUAGAAUUAUUCUACUCUUUUUCAGAGAGAAGCCAAGGCUUUUCUUCAGGGGAGCAUACUGAACUAUUUAUCCUUGCAGUCAUAUUUUUGACAUCACUAAA
Messenger RNA from Hemibagrus wyckioides, 4389 nucleotides. It is a transcript of the gene pxnb, whose product is annotated as paxillin b. The coding region runs from base 162 to 3701 and encodes 1179 amino acids. Lineage: Eukaryota; Metazoa; Chordata; Actinopteri; Siluriformes; Bagridae. Gene Ontology annotation, biological process: transforming growth factor beta receptor signaling pathway; endothelial cell migration; substrate adhesion-dependent cell spreading. The record is from RefSeq and is a predicted model, not a curated record. The transcript has 14 exons.